UCAUGUCUCCAGUUGUCAGUGAAAUCCUCCGCUCCGGGUUUAUGAUAAAUUCCUCCCUCAGACGCAGGACCCAUCUUGUUCAAUCUUUCUCAGUUGUGUUCCUCUAUUGGUUCUAUGUUUUUUCAUAAAUAAACUUUUUGUGAUUGCUUGAGUUUCACUAUAUAAAUAUAAUAAUAAGUCAAAUAAACAACUGUCUAGAUUACGUAAAAAUAACUAGUGUCUGGAUCCUGUCCUCUUUGAGUUUAGAUUAAUCCUGAAAUAUUAGUCUUUUUUUUUUUUAAAGUUUUUAGCUGUGGUUUUUGGUGUAAAUAUAAUAUGGCUUCGUCUAGUGGAAAUUCCAAUUCCUCAGGUUCCACUCUGCUUCAGAAUUCCGGCUCUGAAGAGGACUUGCAACAUCUGAUGGAUCAAAGAAAAAGAAAGAGAAUGGAAUCAAACCGAGAAUCAGCAAGAAGAUCCAGGAUGAGAAAACAGAAGCACCUAGAUGAUUUAGUGUCCCAAGUGACACAGCUAAGGAAGGAUAAUAACCAAAUCCUGACAAGCAUCAACUUCACCACCCAGCACUAUUUGAACAUUGAGGCUGAGAACUCUGUUUUGAGGGCUCAGAUGAUGGAACUAAGCCAAAGGCUAGAGUCCCUUAGUGAGAUCCUCGAUUAUCUCAACAGCACCACAACCAAUGGUGGCCUGUAUGAAACUCAUCAGGGUUUUGAAACAAGUUCUGCUGACAGUUUCACCAACCCUUUCAAUCUGCCUUAUCUUAACCAACCCAUCAUGGCCUCUGCAGACAUCUUUCAAUACUGAUCUUCAUCCUCAUCAUCAUCAUCAUCAUUACCAAAUGGAUGGAAAACCAAAAAUGGUCAAAAUUUAUGGAUGUCUUUAUAUAUUCUUUUAUUGUUAGUGGUGUUGCUUCAAUGAGUGGAGAGGGAAAAAGAGGGUAUUAUUAUUUUUUUCCCCUUCUUUAAUGUUUGUUGUUAUUAUUAUUAUUAUUACUAAAAUAUUAGUCCUGUUGGCACCUAGGAUGCUGCAAAACAUGACUGUAAGAGAAUUGGCAACUAGCAAGAGAAAACUGCUAGCUAGGGUAUAAAAAUAGUCAAGUUUCUGUAAAAAUGGGAGGGGGGGUUUCCUGUGGAAAUGUUUGUGGUCUCCCCCACGUUAUAAACUAGUGUAUUAUUAAUUUCCUUCA
Messenger RNA from Theobroma cacao (cacao), 1180 nucleotides. RefSeq names its product bZIP transcription factor 44-like. Gene Ontology annotation, biological process: positive regulation of DNA-templated transcription. Gene Ontology annotation, cellular component: nucleus. The record is from RefSeq and is a predicted model, not a curated record. Lineage: Eukaryota; Viridiplantae; Streptophyta; Magnoliopsida; Malvales; Malvaceae. Gene Ontology annotation, molecular function: transcription cis-regulatory region binding; DNA-binding transcription factor activity.